AUGGAGGUCUUCGAGAACGCGAGGUCGGUGCGGCUCAGGAGCCACCUGGGCACGUACCUCUGCGCGGCGGACGACGGCGGCGGCGGCGGCGGGGAGGCCGUCACCCACGGCUACCGCCGCAACUGCCGGGGCACCGUCUGGGCCGUGGAGACCUCCGGCGACGACUACGUCAGGCUGCAGGGACACCGGGGCCUCUACCUCUGCGCCACCGAGCUCCCCGCCGCGCUCGACGGCGGCUGCCGCGGCUCCGCGGCGUGCUGCUGGGUCAUCCAGGCGGGCUCGCCGCCCAGCCCCAACGACGGCGCCUUCCUGUGGACGCCGCGCCGCGAGGGGGAACACCUCACGCUCACGGGGCUCUACGGCCGCCUCCUCCGCGCCAGGUUCGGGCUCACGCCGCGGGAGAACGCCGUCACCGUCGACCGCGACGCCGCCCCCGAGGAGAGCUCCUGGGUCGUCGAGGUCGUCCCGGAAUCGGAGGCGCCGCCGCCGCGCUGCCGCGCCCUGUCCUGCGACGCCCGCCUCGAGGCCGCCACGUCGGAGCCCGACACGGCGUUCACUACUGCUUUCGUCAGAUUCUAUUCCGCCAAGGGGGAGGAGGAGGAGGAGCCGCCGAGCGAGGCGGCGCCGGGCGCGCUGGUGGCGCGGACGAUCUUCUACAACACGGCGAGAGACGACGGCCGCGUGGACGACUUCGACCAGGGGACGUGGAGGUACUUCACGUUCAAGGAGCAGAGCCUCGCGGCGCUGCGCCGGCGGCUGGAGGAGGAGGCGCGCCGGGAGGACUUCGUCGUCUGCCGCCGGAGGUGCGCCGCGCCGCCGCCGGGGCUGUUCCCCGUCGUCCUCGACCUCCCCCCCGGCAACAGAGACAUGGAGUUCGUCCUCGUCUUGCACUCCUCCAGAGUGGCGAGUGCUCUUCAAUUUCCAUUUGGAAAUGGGCAUACGGCACGCAUCAGUGUAUGA
Molecule: messenger RNA, 960 nt
Organism: Oryza sativa Japonica Group (Japanese rice)
Lineage: Eukaryota; Viridiplantae; Streptophyta; Magnoliopsida; Poales; Poaceae
Source: RefSeq, a predicted model, not a curated record